Messenger RNA from Vicia villosa (hairy vetch), 444 nucleotides. RefSeq lists its product as uncharacterized. NCBI's taxonomy places the organism in Eukaryota, Viridiplantae, Streptophyta, Magnoliopsida, Fabales, Fabaceae. The record is from RefSeq and is a predicted model, not a curated record. Bases 1 to 444 code for a protein of 147 amino acids. The transcript has a single exon.
AUGGUUCCUGAGGAGGCUCGGGCGACGAGAGCAGAGAGCGACUGGAGCUGCGUCGAGGGGUACAUCACCUGGUACUACAGGGUGUCACACCCGUACAUGUUGCCCGCUGCACCUAGAGAUCCGCCCAGACCAGCCCACGAGGAGAUUCUGCAGACUCAUCAGGCUGAGAUGGACAACACUCACGAUCUCCUUCCUCGGUGUCGUGAGAUAGCUGACACGGGACUGGGAGCCAUUGCAGAUGGUCUAUUCCCUAAGGGGUCUGCGCAGAGGCGUGUGGUGGAUACUAUGAUUAGGCUGGCACUGGAGGCAUUUCUAUACCUUAGAAAACGUGCCAGGACUAAUGGGACACUUGACGCUAGAGGCAGAGCUAGGAGAGGCCGUGGUGGACGCAGAUGCGGAGGCCGUGGUGGAGAGCAUCAGGAUGAUGUCCGACACACAAAGUAG